Molecule: messenger RNA, 1848 nt
Organism: Iphiclides podalirius (scarce swallowtail)
Lineage: Eukaryota; Metazoa; Arthropoda; Insecta; Lepidoptera; Papilionidae
Source: the annotation of a GenBank genome assembly
AUGCGUUCAGUUGUUGAAAUAGGAGCAAGUGUCCCUGCUUUUCUGGGGAAGUUGUGGAAAUUGGUAACUGAUUCAGAAACGAAUCAUUUGAUUUCAUGGAGCCCUGGUGGUAAAACAUUUGUCAUCAAAAAUCAAGCAGAGUUUGCUAGAGAGCUAUUACCAUUAUACUACAAACAUAACAAUAUGGCAAGCUUCAUUCGACAGUUGAAUAUGUAUGGAUUUCAUAAGAUUACUUCAGUUGAGAAUGGAGGCCUUAGUAAUGAAAGUGGUGAAAAAAUUCUCCUUAAACCAGAGUUAAUGAACAAAGUUUUAGCUGAUGUUAAACAGAUGAAAGGAAAACAAGAAAGUCUUGAUGCAAAGUUCAGUGCAAUGAAGCAAGAAAAUGAAGCUCUUUGGAGAGAAGUGGCAAUUCUCAGACAAAAGCACAUAAAACAACAACAGAUUGUUAAUAAUCUUAUUCAAUUCUUAAUGUCUCUGGUGCAACCAACGAGGGCACCAAACUCAAAUGGAAAUAAUGUUGGAGUAAAGAGACCAUAUCAAUUAAUGAUCAACAGUGCAGCACAUGUUUCUACGAGUGAUGGCUAUUCAAGUAGGGCCAAAAGUAUGAAACUGGAUAAAGAUGUUGCCUUUGAAGAUAUCAAUGAAGAUAACUUGGAAGAUGGGCCCACAAUCCAUGAAUUAGCUCAUGAUGAUACAUUACACAAUGAAGCUUCACAAGAUUCUCUGGACCCUACUUCUUUUGUCACUGUUGAUAUUACUUCUACUCCCGAAAUCUUUAUUAGCAACAAUCAGGCUGAUCCUUCUUCUAUGCAGUACCAGGUUACAAUGGAAGAUGGUGAUGAUGGAGAGACUGAAGGAAAAACUACAUAUCCUGUCAAUUCCACCAAAAGUGUAAAAACCACAACAGCAGCUACAAAUUUUCUUCCAGAUUUCACUUCAGGCUCACCUACAAUGCCAUCUCCCACUUCUCCGCUAUCCCAAAAUAUUCUUGAGCAACCAGCAAAUAACAUCAUUAAUAUGACAACACCUAGCACAUCUAAACCUAGGGACAAAAAUAUUGCAAAUAAAAAUCUUAUAUCAAGUGGUAAACAGCUUCUCUCUCCCAGUAAUUUUAACGCCUUAAAUACAUCUGCUGACUUCAAAUUGCCUGCUGAAAUUUUUGCUAGUGAUGACUCAGUUAGUGAUGCUGGAAUUACUACCACUGAUGAUCUUUCCGUAUCUACUGAUCCAGUUGUUUCAAUCUCAAAAGAUGAAAUGCUUGGUGGAAUAAACAUUAAAAUUGAAAAACCUGUAUUGAACACUAAGCCAUCAAAGAAGACAAAGAAGUCCAAAGAUAAUAUAACGUCUAAUUUAAAUUUAGCCGAUAUUAAGACCGAAUUACAAGAUGAUUUCGAUUGGAACAAUAUGACUCUUGCUACUGUUAAUAAUAACACCAAUGUGAAUAGGUUACAGACUGUGUAUAGGAGAGAUAACAUCGCCAAAAAUCGAGAUGAAUUUUCUUCCUUUGGAUCCAAUUCAAACAAGAAUGACAUUGAUGAUCAUCUAGAUACAAUGCAAACAGAUUUGGAUUCAUUACGAGAACUCCUACGAAGUGAUGCCUACUCCCUUGAUACAAACACUUUAUUGGGGAAUGCUGAUGCAGGUGUAGAACCUGCGAUGUCUCUCGCCAUACCUUUCCAUCAGCACACCAUGAAUGACUAUCUAUUUGGCUCUGACGAUCCUUUCUAUGGACUGUCAUACAAUCCAAGUGAAGAGCGUGCAAAAACAAGCAAUAAUGAUACAACAAAACAGUAUCCGAUGAUUGAUUUUGAUUGGCUGGUUGGUAGCAGCGAUACCCCAUCUGCAAAG